AUGGAGAACUUCCGUAAGGUGCGCUCCGAAGAGGCGCCGGCAGGGGGCGGAGCCGAGGGAGACGGCCCGGGCUCUGGUCCCUUCGCAGACCUGGCGCCGGAUGCCGUGAACAUGCGGGUCAAGGAGGGGAGCAAGAUCCGGAACCUGAUGGCCUUCGCCACCGCCAGCAUGGCGCAGCCAGCCACGCGCGCCAUCGUCUUUAGCGGCUGCGGCCGGGCUACCACCAAGACCGUCACGUGCGCCGAGAUCCUCAAGCGCCGCCUGGCGGGCUUGCACCAGGUCACACGGCUGCGCUACAGGAGCGUGCGCGAGGUGUGGCAGAGUCUCCCGCCUGGGCCCACGCCGGGUCAGACCCCUGGCGAGUCGGCCGCCAGUCUAAGUGUACUUAAGAACGUGCCGGGCCUCGCCAUCCUACUUUCCAAGGACGAACUGGAUCCGCGACAACCCGGCUACCAGCCCCCAAACCCCCAUCCUGGUCCCUCGUCCUCGCCAGCCGCGCCGACGUCCAAGAGGAGCCUAGGGGAACCGGCAGCUGGAGAAGGCUCUGCAAAGCGUUCGCUACCUGAGCCAGGAGUCGCGGACGAGGACCGAACGGCCUGA
Messenger RNA from Galeopterus variegatus (Sunda flying lemur), 600 nucleotides. It is a transcript of the gene RPP25, whose product is annotated as ribonuclease P/MRP 25kDa subunit. The record is from RefSeq and is a predicted model, not a curated record. The transcript has a single exon. Gene Ontology annotation, biological process: tRNA 5'-leader removal. NCBI's taxonomy places the organism in Eukaryota, Metazoa, Chordata, Mammalia, Dermoptera, Cynocephalidae. Gene Ontology annotation, molecular function: RNA binding. Gene Ontology annotation, cellular component: ribonuclease MRP complex. The coding region runs from base 1 to 600 and encodes 199 amino acids.